AUGGUGGCAAUGAAGGAUGUGCUACCAAAGGCAGGUCCCAUGUUCGUCGCCUCUGUCCGCCUCAUCCCGGCCGGUCUGCUCCUUGUCGCCUUCGCUGCCAGCCGAGGCCGUCCCAUGCCCAAGUCCGCCCUUGCUUGGUUCUCCAUCCUCCUCUUCGCCCUCGUGGAUGCCACGGCCUUCCAGGGCUGUCUCACAGAGGGCUUGAGGCGAACAUCAGCCGGCCUUGGAUCAGUCAUCAUUGACUCUCAGCCACUCACAGUGGCUGUUCUUGCAGCCCUUCUAUUCGGCGAGACCAUCUCCAAGAAAGGGGCAUUGGGGCUUGUGUUGGGGGUUGUAGGCUUGCUGCUGCUUGAGGUCCCUCUGGAUGCUCUUUUCUCCUUCGCUUCCUCUCUCUCUGCGUCUUCAACCCAAUCAGUGCUUGCCACGUUGCCUCUAGACAGCCCACUCUCUCUUUUAGACAUCACCCCUUCCCUCACUGAUUCCACUGUCGCUUUAGCAGCAGCAGGAGCAGCAGCUGAGGCUACAGCAGUAGCACCAGCGGCCCUUGCACUGACAUCACCAGCAGCAGUAGCACUGGGUGUGGGAGAUUGGCAGCUGUGGGAAAGUGGGGAGUGGUGGAUGUUGCUUGCUGCUCAAAGCAUGGCCGUCGGCACAGUCAUGGUGCGGUGGGUCUGCAGGCACUGCGAUCCCAUCAUGGCCACUGGAUGGCACAUGGUGUUGGGAGGCAUUCCUCUCCUGUAUCUUUCCUUCCAGCAGCACGAUCCAGCAGUCUCUGGUGGCCUUGCUGACCUUUCCCUGCUUGAUUGGACCUCCUUAAUGUACACUUCAGUCUUCGGAAGUGCAAUCAGCUAUGGAGUGUUCUUUUACAAUGCAAACAAAGGGAACCUUACACGGCUGAGCUCUUUGACUUUCCUCACUCCUGCAUUUGCUGCUUUCUUCGGGUAUGUAUGUGCCAUCAGGGUUGGUAUAUUACUGCAGCUGGUCUCCCAAGUUUCUCCUCCCAGCUAG
Messenger RNA from Closterium sp. NIES-65, 1008 nucleotides. The record is from the annotation of a GenBank genome assembly. NCBI's taxonomy places the organism in Eukaryota, Viridiplantae, Streptophyta, Zygnematophyceae, Desmidiales, Closteriaceae.